AGGUGGAUACUGAUACAGUACCUCCACAGAAAUAAGGCCACCAGUGUUAGCCUGAGAAGUGAAGAACUAAACUCUUUAAUUAAAAGCAGGAUUAAGAUGGCUGUUGUGCCACCUGAGCUUACAUCACACAGUCACAUGAAGCAAGGGGGAAGAUGUUCAAAUUGGAACUGAGACAGGACAAUGUUCUGCCAUGACAACAGUUUUAUGUAAAAGGUAACACAACACUUUUUCUGUAGUUUCAGUGAUGUCAGUGGUGCUACUUGCUGGUUAAGAAGGUACUCAAUAUGGCUUCAAUACACAACACCUGAAUUUAGUCACACUUUCUUUGUUGGGUAUUUUUUUCUACUCUCUGCAUACAUCUGGUGUGUAAGGUUAAUUAAAGAGAGAGCUGCUCCUAACAACGAUGAAGCAGGCAACCUCUGCUGUAAUCUGCUUUGUAUUUUGAGAUUAUUAAGGAAGGAGCUCCAGGGAAGAGUCUGACAGAAGGAUACCCUCAGGAAAUAGCUUGACUGACUGCAGCAAUACAAAAGACUUUCAACAGUACUUGUGAAGACUUCUGUGGUAGUAGGAUGAAAAGAACCAAGUAUUAACAACAAACAUCUGGCUACAAAUGUACUGGACAGAUCAUUAUCUACAGUGGAAUGUGUCUGAAUACCCAGGAGUGAAGAAUGUUCGUUUUCCUGAUGGGCUGAUCUGGAAGCCAGAUAUUCUUCUCUAUAACAGUGCUGAUGAAAGAUUUGAUGCUACAUUUCACACUAAUGUUCUAGUCAAUUCUUCAGGACAUUGCCAAUAUCUGCCACCAGGUAUAUUUAAAAGCUCAUGCUACAUUGAUGUGCGCUGGUUUCCAUUUGACGUUCAGAAGUGUAACCUCAAGUUUGGCUCCUGGACGUAUGGAGGCUGGUCCUUGGACUUACAGAUGCAAGAAGCAGAUAUAUCUGGCUAUAUUUCAAACGGAGAGUGGGAUCUAGUAGGAGUUCCUGGGAAGAGAACUGAGAGCUUUUACGAAUGUUGCAAAGAACCAUACCCAGAUGUAACAUUCACAGUAACUAUGAGACGUAGGACUCUCUAUUAUGGACUCAAUCUUCUUAUUCCUUGUGUACUGAUAUCGUCACUUGCUUUGUUAGUUUUCCUGCUUCCAGCAGACUCAGGAGAAAAGAUCUCACUAGGUAUAACAGUUUUAUUGUCUCUCACUGUCUUCAUGUUACUAGUGGCUGAAAUUAUGCCAGCAACAUCUGAUUCUGUGCCCUUAAUUGCUCAGUAUUUUGCCAGCACUAUGAUUAUUGUUGGUCUCUCUGUUGUUGUCACCGUUAUUGUUCUACAAUACCAUCAUCAUGAUCCAGAUGGGGGGAAAAUGCCUAAAUGGACAAGAAUCAUCCUUCUCAACUGGUGUGCUUGGUUUCUGAGGAUGAAAAGACCAGGGGAAGAUAAGGUGCGUCCUGCCUGUCAACAUAAACAGCGACGAUGUAGCCUGUCAAGUAUGGACAUGAACACUGUGAGUGGACAGCAAUGCAGUAAUGGGAAUAUGCUGUACAUUGGGUUUAGGGGUUUGGAAGGGGUCCACUGCACACCUACCACUGAUUCAGGGGUGAUCUGUGGAAGAAUGACCUGCUCACCAACAGAUGAAGAAAAUCUGCUGCACAGUGGUCACCCCUCUGAAGGUGACCCAGAUUUGGCUAAGAUCUUGGAAGAGGUGAGGUACAUUGCAAACAGAUUCAGAGAUCAGGAUGAAGAGGAAGCCGUUUGCAAUGAAUGGAAAUUCGCAGCUUCUGUAGUGGAUAGGCUCUGUUUGAUGGCCUUUUCAAUCUUCACAAUCAUUUGUACUAUUGGUAUUUUAAUGUCAGCUCCAAACUUUGUAGAGGCUGUCUCUAAAGAUUUUGCCUAACUACAAUCUGAUUCUCUGAAGUAUGAUAUGUAGCAAAUAAGAGUGUGUUUUACAUUUGGUUACUUGUUUUUAAUGAGUAUAUUGCUUCUCAUUGUCUGCUUUCUUUUGCCCCACUCUCUGGUUCUGAGCUCUUUAUGGAAAAGCAACAGAAUUUCAGAAGGAAAGCCACGGAUUUUGCCCUGGGCUACCUGUGUGCAGCUCUGCCGAGCACUUCUCUGUGGGAGAUGUAAAGUGGCUCAAAGUCCCUUCAGAAUGGCAGGGUGCACCACCAUCUCCUACACAUUUUUGAACUAACUAUUACUAAAUAACAGGUAGGCAAUGCCAGGAAUGUCCCUUCUUCCAGACUCCGUUAUUAAGAUAGAGGGUGGCUCAUCAUAACUAUUUGAAUGAGUGAUCAUAAACACAUCCAAGAGAGGAUUAAAUUCCUCAGACCUUCCAUUGAGGUUGAUGGAAGCUCAACCAGCAGGAAAGGGAGAAACAGUGUGCUUUUCAGUUACUGCAUCUUACUGAGCUCUGGUAUGUAGCCUUCCAGCUCAUUCAUAACCAGUCAGACUUUAACUCCUUUCAUGCAUUUACAUAGAGCAUGUGCGACUUUGUAGAUUCUGAAUGUGUGUGAGGUAACAGAACCCUAAAAGUUAAGAUGAUACAUCAUGUAACUUGUCCUUCUGUGUCUUUCUCGAUUUGACCUAGAAGUUUGGCCUGAAUUCUUAAACAGGCUUCACAGUAAUUUUUGCAGUGUUUACUAUUCUUCCUGCUUCCUAGAAGGACACCCUUUCAAGCAAUGACCUUUUAAACUAUAAAGAAGUGGUGAAAGAUUUAUGAUGUCUCACUUGUUUAAAAAAAAAACACACUUGUCUCUUCUUUUUUAACCAGAUUCUAAUGUGGAAAAAGUUUAUUACUGUCUUGUACAGGCUUAAGCAUAAGUGAAGAAUCUCAAGCAAAAAGAAGCCAUUAAAUCCUGAGAUCAAGGUUUUAAUCUAAAAAUUAAACCUUUGAUCUGUUGUAUGCUUAGCCUUUUAUAGACAUCUUUCUGUUGAGUCAUCAUAAGACAUCUUUACAAGAAAACUGCACCUUUUAUGCCCAGUUUAUCAUAUAAAGGGCACUAAUGAAUAAUAAAACUACGGUGGGUCUGAUAUAAAGUGUAUAAAUAUAUAUUUAUAUAUACACACUGCAUAUAUGCCCAAGGAAAGGUUAAGACUUAAAUACAGAUUCUUGUAACUCUAGACAGACGUUUGCAAAGGCAAAAUUUCAGUUCAUCACUUCAUGCUGUGAUUCUGAAACUCUUCAUCAAAACAUGCUUAGUUUCAUGUGGCUUCAAUGUCUAAAGUAAAAUGGCUGAGCUGAGAAUACCAAACCUUGAAACUCUGUGUGUACAAACCAGCUGAGAAUGAGUCUCUUGCUGACACACCAGUAUUGCUGACCAGUGAUAUAAAUGAUAAAACACGUGGGGAUUACUUCAGCACUGACUACUGUCUUUAUCCUACAGAAUCCCAACAUUUUGGCCGAGGCCUUCAGAGACAAAAAUAGACAUCUGUUGUACUGUCUUUUUACUGUGAAAUAAACUCAAGUUCCUGGUUUAUAUCUUAAGCUGGCUAAAACUAAAGUGAAUGAAAGUUUUAUUCUCCCUAGGUAACAGUAUCCUUUCCAGAGUCUGCUACCCUGAAAGCAAGAGAAUGAAAUGGCAUGUAAGCCAAGCUGAGUCACUUUAGCUACAGUCUAUCACCUGAACAAACACCUUGCUCAAGCACCUUCAAGCCAGAGAAAAGGGCAGGAGGAGUGAAAGAAGGGCAGGAUAUUUCUUACAGUUCAUGCAGUCUGUCUUCCCAAGGAUUCAUUCAGAAUUUCACACUGGGAAGAUGUGAGCAAAGCAUUCAGAUUCUUCUUAAAAACUCAUCUUGAAAGCAUGUCUCAGAGUUAUUUGUGAACAAAGUUACGUUUUCAGGAACAAUUCCUAAGAAUUACCUAUGCAAUAGUUCCUGCAAAUAGGUUCUAGCUUGCAGAUUGCAUAUGAAUAGAAAACUCUGAGUUCACAACCUGAAAUGUAAGUUUUUUCAUUUCUGAGUACCUAAUAUCAUGUAGCAUGUGCUUCUUCUCAGUAAUGUUUCUAGACUAGGCUUCCUGAUGAGAAUGUUGAUCCUUCUGCAAGUAUCCCUAAGUAGCUACACAGGGUGCUCCAUUUAGUCUUUGUAAAGUUUUGGGGUCCUCUUGGGAGAAGAAUUUAAAAAAAAAAUUAAAAAAAAAAAAAGACUUUUGGGGACAACCUUGUACAAUGUGACACAACUCUUGCAAUCAUAAUAUGUGGCACACGUAAUAUAGGAAGCAUGGGAGCACCAGCAUCCAUAUUCAGCAUCUGUGGAAGUUAUCUUGCUAAACAGAGGAGUUCUCUAAAGAAGGAUGUAGAAAGCAAUUUAUAAUUUGACAAUAAGUUCAUCAAUGACAGACACACCUAUGCUUCAAAAGUGGAGAUUGAUAUUUGGCAUAUUGUGAAGUCCUGCCAAACUUGUAAUUCUGUCACAGUUUGCAAUACUGUCAGUGAAUACUGGGUGUUAAAGUAGCUGUUAGACACCAGCAACAUGCCUACACUACUGCCUUUAUCAUUGAUUAAAUUCAUUAAUAUCCACUGAGGGGACAAGUGAAUCCUGAUUUUCCUAUUGUUAACACAACCUGUAAACAUUUGGUAAUGAGGCUAUUAUAAAUUUUCAAUACAACAGUGGCAACUUCUCAGUUAUGCUAUUUUGCAUCCAUAAGUUUUCUAUAACUGAGCUGAGCAAAACUGGUAUGUUUCUUGUCGAAUUUUGUGUGUGUGUGUGUUAAAUAUAUUUGUAUAUGUGCUAAACAGUAUUUUGAUCUAAAUGCUGUGAAAAAAAGUAUUUAUUUACGAUUCUGGGCAUAAAGAUGGAAAUCAAAUCCUGUAUACAGUAUGUGUAUAUAAUAUUAAAGAUUGCAUAUUGAUGGUAAGGAUCUGUUAUAAUCUUAAGAGUCCAGAGAGAGGAUAAGCAAGUGGUUCACCACAUCUAAGCUAUGACAUUAUCUGUCAAGUUCAAAAGCUUACUCUAGAGCUCAGCUGUCAUGUACAAAUACUAUGUGUGAACAAUGUAUAUUACUUUUUCUGGUUUUAUAUUGAAUUGUAUUGAAUAUUGAAAAGACUUUUUAAUAUUAAAAAAAACUAUUUAAGUGUUAAUGCCAAAAAAAGUUCCAAACAUAAAAUUUUAAAAAGUUAGUUUUAAAUACAGAUAAAUUAUUUAAAAGGUAUUUAAAAUACUAAAUUAUUUUAUAUAGAAAUUGAAAAUACUAUGUAAGACUUUUUUUAAAGGUUUCUUUAAAUUCUCUUCACUCUCUCUAGCUGCAGGAUGUAAUCUCAGUUCACCUGUGACAAUUCAACUUUUCACCUUCUCUUCUACAAGAGAAGAAGGUACACCAAAGUCUCAGAUUUUCUUUCUGUUCAUUAUAAUACUUUUUACAUUAAGAAACUGCAUAAGGGGCAUUACAAAGAGACGUUACAUCUGUCAGGUAAUGAUUGUCAUAUAAGUAAUCCAAUACCUUUUCAGUCCAGUACAAAUAAAAGAUUAAGCUCAA
Messenger RNA from Pogoniulus pusillus (Red-fronted tinkerbird), 5458 nucleotides. RefSeq names its product neuronal acetylcholine receptor subunit alpha-7. Bases 611 to 1882 code for a protein of 423 amino acids. Lineage: Eukaryota; Metazoa; Chordata; Aves; Piciformes; Lybiidae. Gene Ontology annotation, cellular component: plasma membrane; acetylcholine-gated channel complex; synapse. Gene Ontology annotation, biological process: regulation of membrane potential; monoatomic ion transmembrane transport; signal transduction. The record is from RefSeq and is a predicted model, not a curated record. Gene Ontology annotation, molecular function: acetylcholine receptor activity; acetylcholine binding; acetylcholine-gated monoatomic cation-selective channel activity. The transcript has 9 exons.